GAUCCUGCCCAACCUGACCGUUGCAUCCAGCGCCUUGGCAUGCACGUCGCUACCUCGGACAUGGGCCGGAAGGAUGGCUACUUUGGCAAGCGCAUUACAGUGGAGCUUGCUCAGGGCUGGGUGCAGGAUGCAGGAGCCCUGCAACACCUCGACGACGAUGGAUUCCAAAUGUUCCUGGGGUUUUCGCACAAAUGCACCGGCUUGGCUCAGGGUUGCGCCCUCAUGGCCUCCAGGUCCAACUUCAUGGCCUGGAUCAAGAAGCAGUGGAAGGAGAAACCACGGCUGGCCCAUGCCCAUGUCAAGCCACAGGCUGGCCCACAGAAGGAGACGCAGGACUCGCAAUUCCGCGCUGUCAGCGAUCCUCAGGGCAUGUUGGAGCUAUAUCGGGGGCAGCGGGAUAAGAUUUGGACAGAGCGAGUUUACAACGCGACCGAUUUUCGCCAUUGGCGCAGUCAGCUCCUGGAAGACGCUCACGCCCAAGAACUGCCAGCUAUCACCUUGGACCAAGUGGAUGGUGCACUCAAGCCCAUGGCUCCUGGAAAAGCGCCAGGCAUUGAUGUACUGGGCCCUCGUGAUGUGCAGCGCCCUCCCGGUAUUGCGCGACGACAGCUGGUGGAUAUUCUCAACAAGGCCGAGCGUGGAGGCGCCUGGCCGACCGCCAUCUCCAGGGCUCUUGGGACCGCCAUCCCCAAGGAAGCGGGUGGCUGCCGCGUCUUGGGCUUGCUGUCCUUGCCCUUCAAGCUGUGGAGCCGCAUUCGCACUGCGCCCUCAACUGCAUGGUCUGAGAAGCAAGGUGCACUCUGGGAUACUGAGAUGACUGGGAGUUCGGCACUACGUGCUGCGUUUGCGCGCGCCGUCGUGGAUGAGUGCGCCAACGAGCUCUGCAUCCAGCAUGCCGCGCUAUUCCUGGACCUGCAGAAGUUCUACGACUCGACCUGUUUCGUCCUCCUCAUGCAGGCGAGCCGCUCUUUGGGCUACCCUGCGACCAUCACAGUGAUGGAGGUCACCAUGUACGCCUCCCCCAGGAUGUUCAAGAGGUCGCAAUGUGUGGACAUGGCUAACGCCUUCCUGCAUGGGAUUUUGCAGAAGGCUCACGUUGUGUCCCUGACCACGGGGCUUUGGACAUUGAUUGAUGACGCCGUCUGCCGCAAUGAAGGUGUCGAGAUGAGGGUCGUCGGAGAUAUGCAAAUGGCUGCCGAAUCUCUGGCCACCUCCUUCCAGCAGGCUCGGCUCACCAUUUCGGACAAGACAAGACUGGUAGUGAGCUCGCCUGGCAUCGGGAAGGAGCUGAUCUUCUCGCUCACCGCAGUUGGUAUUCCAGUCAAACUAACUGGCUCAGCGGUGGACUAUGGCGUGGAUGUUGCAGGUGCUAAGAGGCGAAGCCAGAAGAAGUUCCGCGCGCGGCUCGAGAGGGCCAAGCUGCGCUCCAACCGGAUCCACAAGCUGCGCCGACUGCAUGGGAGGCACAAGGCGGCCGUUGCCAUUGUCAGGCAGACGGCGCUGCAAGCGACCCUCGGCAUCGACGACCCCGGGGUGCUACUGCGGCGGGCUCUGAAUACUGAGUGGAUCAGACUAUGGCUUGCGCAACCUGCUUUUCACACCCGGAUCAAGCGCGCCUGGUCUAUUGUCCGCGCCAAGCUGGGCGACGAGGUAUCCUGGCGCGGCAUUCGAGGGGAUUGGUCUUUUCCCACCGUGGGAAACGACGCCUUCAAGGACGCUGCCUUAGGCGACUUUGACGAGUUGCUCGCCGCUUCCUCUGCUGACGUUGCUCGGACUGGAUGGCGCAAGGCUGCUGCCCACCCCCGCGGCGAGACCCUCACUGGCGGUGCCGAUCUGCAGCUGGCACAGGCAGAAUUAAAUUCCUUCGCGAAGAAUG
Molecule: messenger RNA, 1876 nt
Organism: Prorocentrum cordatum
Lineage: Eukaryota; Dinophyceae; Prorocentrales; Prorocentraceae
Source: the annotation of a GenBank genome assembly